Gordionus sp. m RMFG-2023 is the source of this 1359-nucleotide messenger RNA. RefSeq names its product translation initiation factor eIF2 assembly protein-like. The coding region runs from base 79 to 993 and encodes 304 amino acids. NCBI's taxonomy places the organism in Eukaryota, Metazoa, Nematomorpha, Gordioida, Chordodea, Parachordodidae. The transcript has 7 exons. Gene Ontology annotation, cellular component: cytoplasm. The record is from RefSeq and is a predicted model, not a curated record.
AUUUUAUAUUAAAAAAAAAAAAUUCAAUCAACUGUCAUUUUUAAUUUUUCUUGAAAUGUGAAUUUAAAACAAGAAUUCAUGAAUAAUUUUAAUUUCUCUAGCUGGUAUGAGAAGUUUAAAGAUAUAACAAUCCCAGGUUCAUGCAUAGUAGUUCCUGAGGAAUUAUCCAAUUUUAUAUUAAAUGCUAAAUUUAUUUUACCUUCAGAAGAAGAAGAGAAAAAGAUGUCUGAUUUUGAAAUAUUAUCUGAUAGUGAUGAGGAAAUAAAGCAAAAUAUAAUACCUCUAAAAUUUGAGAAAAAAUUGCUUAAUUUAAUUGUUAAAUUUGGAGGUAAUGUGUUUCCUAAGUUUAAUCAAAAGGCCCCUAUAGAUGCUAAAUGGAUAAAUAUAAAUUAUAGCUUACUUUGCACAUCUUGUCAAGAAAUAUAUAUAUUGCUAAAAGCAUCUAAUAAAAUAUUGCUGAAUUCUGAUAAUGAUAAAAAUGAAUUGGUUAUUAAAAAGUGGAUAAAUAUCAACCCUGCAUAUGAAUUUAGAUGCUAUGUUAUUGAAAAAAAAUUAUUUGCCAUAUCACAGAGGGAUGUUACCCAUAAAUAUGAUUAUAUUCAGGAUGAAUGCCUUAAAAUAUGUGAAGAAACUUUGCUAUUUUUUAAUAAUUAUUUAAAUAGCUUUCCUGAAAAACAUUAUAGCUUUGAUAUAUAUAGGCCUUGCUCAGAUAAAAUUAUAUUGAUAGAUAUCAAUCCACAUAUACCUGAUCAACAAUCAUACCUACUAUUCAACCUAGAUGAUUUUAAUUGCUCCAAUAUUAGCUCAAUCAAGGCUUCAUAUUUUUAUAAGUCAGAUGAAAAAAAUGAAAUUGCAUUUAGAUUUAUACAAGACAUGGACAAUAUUCAAUUAAAUUCUAACACCUUUAACAUGUUACCUGAUGAACUUUUACAAUUUGAUCAGCUAAUAAAUAUACAAAAUAUAAAAGAAACUAUAACAAAAUUAAAUUUCUAAGCUUAUCAUUAGUAAUUAAAGUAAUAAUUUAUUUAUUGUAAAUAAAUUUUUAUUGCAAUGCUUAUGUACUAAUAUUAAUGGGGAUCACAUAUUUUGGUCACAAUUUUAGGACACUUUCUUAGGUUUAAGAUUAUAAGGAGAUUGUCAAUAUUAAGAAAAUAUUUAAGCCACCCUUUCGCAAAUUAUAUUUUUUUACCUUUAUUAAUUUUACCAUAUAAAAAAAUUUAUUAUUUGCUAUAAACUUUUGAUAACAUAUUAUAUCAGCAACUAUUGAAAUAAAGAGAGAAUUUACCCUUAAAUUAAUAUAAGUCAAAAUAAAAAGACUAGAGUUGUUAAAGGAUCAGUAUCCAGGAAUGGAUUAACCUA